This is a messenger RNA of Dromiciops gliroides (monito del monte), 3269 nucleotides long. It is a transcript of the gene RRM2B, whose product is annotated as ribonucleotide reductase regulatory TP53 inducible subunit M2B. Gene Ontology annotation, biological process: deoxyribonucleotide biosynthetic process. Gene Ontology annotation, molecular function: ribonucleoside-diphosphate reductase activity, thioredoxin disulfide as acceptor. NCBI's taxonomy places the organism in Eukaryota, Metazoa, Chordata, Mammalia, Microbiotheria, Microbiotheriidae. The record is from RefSeq and is a predicted model, not a curated record. The transcript has 11 exons. Gene Ontology annotation, cellular component: cytosol. The coding region runs from base 358 to 1251 and encodes 297 amino acids.
GGCCAGGCCUGGGGCCUCCUCUAGACGGGUAGCGGCGUAGAGCGCUCUGGCUUCUCCUUCGGAUUCGGGCUCGUGCCGCUUCCGGGUGAUGGGGGAGUCGGGAAGGCCGGCUGUGGCUGGGCCCCAGAUGGAUGAGAUAAGGAAACUGGGAUCCAAAGAAGUUAAGCAACCUGGACAAGGACACACAAGUAUUAAGCGGCAGAAUCAGAUCUUUUGAUUCUAGCACCAGGAGAAGUCGAAUGAGAAUUAUCAUCAGAUACCAGUGGAAAUGGGCUGAAGCCAAUAGAAGAACCACUCCUCAGAAAGAGUUCUCGCCGAUUUGUCAUUUUUCCAAUUCAGUAUCCUGACAUCUGGAAGAUGUAUAAACAGGCCCAGGCAUCCUUCUGGACUGCUGAAGAGGUUGAUUUAUCAAAAGAUCUUCCUCAUUGGAACAAACUGAAAUCAGAUGAGAAGUAUUUCAUCUCUCACAUCUUGGCUUUUUUUGCAGCCAGUGAUGGAAUAGUCAAUGAAAAUUUGGUGGAACGCUUUAGUCAGGAGGUACAAGUCCCAGAGGCACGCUGUUUCUAUGGCUUUCAAAUUCUCAUUGAGAACAUUCAUUCAGAGAUGUACAGUUUGCUAAUAGACACCUAUAUCAAAGACCCCCAAAAAAGGGAGUUCUUAUUCAAUGCAGUUGAAACAAUGCCAUGUGUUAAGAGGAAAGCAGAUUGGGCCUUGCGAUGGAUAGCAGACAGAAAAUCCACAUUUGGAGAAAGAGUGGUUGCUUUUGCUGCUGUGGAAGGGAUUUUCUUCUCAGGCUCUUUUGCUGCUAUAUUCUGGCUUAAGAAGAGAGGUCUUAUGCCCGGACUCACUUUCUCCAAUGAACUCAUCAGCAGAGAUGAGGGUCUUCAUUGUGACUUUGCUUGUUUGAUGUUUCAUUACUUAGUGAAUAAGCCUUCAGAAGAAAGGGUCAAGGAGAUCAUUAUCAAUGCUGUUGAAAUAGAACAGGAGUUUUUAACUGACGCCUUACCAGUUGGCCUAAUAGGCAUUAAUUGCACUUUGAUGAAACAGUACAUUGAGUUUGUAGCAGACAGAUUGCUUGUGGAGCUUGGAUUCUCAAAGGUUUUUCAGUCAGAUAAUCCCUUUGAUUUCAUGGAAAAUAUUUCUCUGGAAGGGAAAACAAAUUUUUUUGAAAAAAGGGUCUCAGAAUAUCAGCGAUUUGCAGUUAUGACAGAAACAACAGACAAUGUCUUCACCUUGGAUGCAGAUUUUUAAUCCAGUUUCCUAGAUGCUCGUCCUGUUGGUGGUAGCAACAAAGUGAACUAACCAAGAUCCAACCAGCAGCAGGACAGAGGGUAUAUCAUCUUUUGUUUCUUCUCCUGCAUAUUUUUUUUAAAGUGUCUGGAAAAGCAGGUUGCAUUGUUAGUUUCCUAGGUUACAACCUUCAGAAUUUGUUUUCAGACAAAUUCUUGAUCUCUUGGUUUCUCAAUGGUUAUCUGUUAAGCUUAUUUGUACUAGAUUGGGAAAUUUAUUUAGCUAUUAUAGAAGGUACAGUUCAUUGACUGCCUUAUUAAAAUGUUGAAAACAGUAAUUUUAUCAAAUGAAGAAAAACUUUCUAUAUCACAGGUUGUUUUUUUUUUUCCUGUUCAACUUAUAGAGGGGUUGUUCUUUGUAUUUAUGGGACAGUUGUAUCAUUUUAUAUAUCAAGUCUGUUGAGGUCUGACUUUGUUUUGUCUUGUUCCACCAUUAAACUUAAUCAAUAUAUACUUUUAGAGUAAUAUCUGUACUUUCUUCUGCAAAACUUUCAAGGGCAUAUAUCUCUAGAAUGAGAUUUAAUUUUAACCAGAAAUAGCUUGCAUGACUUCAAAAUGAAUGAAGGGAAUGUUCUAAGUCCUUUGUAUUGAAUUCAGAUCCUUCUAUUAUAUUGGUAAAUGCCUUAAUGUCAACCAUAUUCAUUUAUAGCAGCAAUAAACUAAGUAAGGGAGCAGGGAAAUCUCACAAUGAUUUUUAAUAUAUUGUCUUACAAUAAGAAGCAUUCUAUACUCCCUCUUCAGUACUCCACUUUGCAUAUAUAUUUUUAUUAUGUUCCUGACAUUUCAUUCCCAGUUCUUAAGGAACUUAAGUUCUACAACUUUCUAAGUUUAAAAAAACCCAAUUUAUUUGUAAUUUACAACUUACUUUAUUAUAGGCUGAAUAUUUAAAUUACGGUUACAGUUAAAACUCAUUUUUUAUUUGGUCCUAUAAAAUCUAGAAUUAUGUGACUGGGAGUUCUGCUUCCAGGAAAGUAGGAUUUUAUGUUUAAAAGAUAUAAAGAAUUGAAAAUAACUAUUCCUGCAAUGUAGGAACCAAUCCAAUUAUGACCUAAUAUUAUGAGGUUUUGCUAUUCUCAUUUAAUAAUGUCUAAUUCUUGAUUGUUUUGCCACCCUUCCACCUUUAUUAGGAGAAAAAUGAUUGCUAAGAAAACAGCAGUUUGCACACUGAAAAAAAACAGUACUAAUCAGAAUUUAGUGUUUUUGUAGUAUGAUAAUAUUACUGUCAUGACAUUUUGAAAUUUCAGUUGUAUAGUUUCAGGACAUAAAUGUCAAUCACAGACUUUUUUUAAUGGGGAUAACUCAGAAAACGGCUAAUGGGAUGUACAAUUUGCUACCACAUGGUCAUCAGUUUUCAUGCAAGUCAAUGAUCAGUACAGCUGCUAUGUCAUAGGUAUUUUAACUAAGGAGAGUAAAUCGGUGCUUGACUCAGGAAUUCACACCAAAGCUGGCUGUCUUUCUUAGAGAGUCAUCCAGGGCCAACUGAUGAGUGACUCCCAAACAGGAACUUGUAUAUCUUGUUCUUCCAACCCUUUAAAAUGAUGAUCUCUUAAUUAGGGGUUUGUAGAUUGCCUGUAGAUAUGAAGGAAGAAUGUGGGAUCACUGAAGUCCUUCUUGUAUUUGCUCUAGGAAGAGAGCUUUAGUCCCAUUGGUCCUUUUUAAAGAAAAAUAUAGAUUCAAAUGCUGUGAAAUGUUGUUAGAUUUUCUUAAAUAAAUAAAACUAUAGCAAUUCUAGGACUUUUAUUUAAAUUGAUGAUGUUAAUUUAUGCUUUUGACUUUACUAUUUCAUACAAAGCUCUCUUUUACUAAUACCUGAGUUGUCCAGUCAUUUUGCAGUAUUUAGAGGGUACUCCCUGUGUGUAGAGAAUACUCUAUUAGGCAUUGUGUACCUAAACCUCAUGUUUUAUUUUGUUUUUAUAUAAAAUAUUUUGUACUUGAUCAGUCUAAAUAUUUAUGUCCAUAAUUAAAGUUUUCCAAAGAAUA